Messenger RNA from Malurus melanocephalus (red-backed fairy wren), 958 nucleotides. RefSeq names its product transmembrane protein 161A (gene TMEM161A). The transcript is spliced from 8 exons. The annotation marks the transcript as partial. The record is from RefSeq and is a predicted model, not a curated record. Lineage: Eukaryota; Metazoa; Chordata; Aves; Passeriformes; Maluridae.
AGGAGGGACAGGAAGGUGAACGGGGUGACGGAGGAGAAGCCGCUGUCGGUGCCCCGGGACAUCAACCUGCAGCUGGACACCAGCCCCAUCACCGCCGUGGACGCUCUGGUGCUGCGCUAUUUCCUGGAGUACCAGUGGUUCGUGGAUUUUUCGGUCUAUGCCAGCGCUGUGUACGUGUUCAGCGAGGGCUAUUUCUGCCUGGUCAGCCCGGCCCGGGAGACCAACCUGGGCGUGCUCUGGUGCCUGCUGAGCGUGGCCUUCUCCRUCAAGGUGUUCUUCAUGGUGAUGCGCCACUACUUCCGCUCCGAGGAGGGCGGCGAGCGCUCCGUCUGCCUCAGCUUCGCCUUCCUCUUCCUCCUGCUCGCCAUGGUGGCCCUGGUGGUCCGUGAGGACUACCUGGAGUUCGGCCUGGAGGCCGGUGGGGUCGGGGUCCCCUGCUGUCCCCAGUUUUUCCUUGACCCCUGCCCCAGCAAGGUGUUCUUCAUGGUGAUGCGCCACUACUUCCGCUCCGAGGAGGGCGGCGAGCGCUCCGUCUGCCUCAGCUUCGCCUUCCUCUUCCUCCUGCUCGCCAUGGUGGCCCUGGUGGUCCGUGAGGACUACCUGGAGUUCGGCCUGGAGGCCGGCCUGGCCGCAGUCACCAGUAACCUGGAGCCCAUGCUGAAGCCGCGGGGCUGGGAGUGGACGCUGCCCCUGGCCAAGCUGGGCUUCAAGCUGGGGCUGGUGGCCCUGUGCUCCUUCCUGGGAGCCUGCCUGACCUUCCCGGGGCUGCGGCUGGCACAGACACACCGCGACGCGCUCAGGAUGGCGGCCGACAGACCCCUGACACAGGCCCUGCUCCACGCCGGGUUCCUGGCUCCCGUGCUGGUGGUGCUGCUGUGGGUCCGGCCCCUGGCCCGCGAUUUCCUGCUCCAGGCCCCGCUGGGGCAGCGCACGGUGCAGCUGUGAGUGGGGCAGGGGG